Molecule: messenger RNA, 4047 nt
Organism: Paralichthys olivaceus (Japanese flounder)
Lineage: Eukaryota; Metazoa; Chordata; Actinopteri; Pleuronectiformes; Paralichthyidae
Product: probable ATP-dependent RNA helicase ddx6
Biological process (GO): P-body assembly; cytoplasmic stress granule assembly; negative regulation of translation
Cellular component (GO): P-body; cytoplasmic stress granule
Molecular function (GO): ATP binding; RNA helicase activity; mRNA binding
Source: RefSeq, a predicted model, not a curated record
CGAUAAACAGGAGAAAGAGACGCCGAGGGAGAGGAGAAGAAGAAGAAGAAGAAGAAGGCGACCAUGUUGAUUGAAAGCAGGAAGAAACACAAUAGAAGCGAUUUAUCUCAAGUAAAAUUCACUUACUAAAGCGACUUGCGAAGAAAGUGACCGACCGGCCGUGGACUGGACAUCCCGUGUAUAACAGCAGACAGACCGAGGUGACAAGUUUGAGUCGUUGGCUGACUUUGAGGAGGCAGCGGUUUGAUAAGGGCCACACUCGCACACUUCACACACCGACCUGAAGGACAGUGGAGUCCAGGGAGAGAAGGUCCAACACCUGGAGCAGAAAGGAAACGCACAGUGAGGACACAACAGGGGUGGAAAGCUGUUUGGCUUUGGACUAGAUAACCCCCUGUAUGACUUGUAUUUUCAGGAUCUCUUUUUUUUUUCACCCGUGGAGCAACAUACACCCACACAGUGGAAAUAACAGAGAGAAUUACAGACUAUAUGAUUUUGGGGAAAGACUUGUACAAAGUUGGACAUCCUUUUUUUUUCAAGGACAGGGAUAUUGAGCAACUCUUUUCGGACUCAAAGUGGAAACAAGAAAUAUUGUUCCAUUUAGAAACAGAAGUUUAAGUAUUGAAAUAAGAUUAUAUUGAAGAAGCUAUUCCCCAAAUUCAGAUUGCCUUAGUUGUUCUAUUUCAGGACUUGAACCGCUUCGAUACUUGUUCAUAUAUAAUUUUUCUAUAUUGUGGGCAAGUAUAUUCAUGCAUAUUAAUGCAAAUUUCUCUUCAUUUUGAAGAGCUCUUGUGUAAAAACUUUUUUUUGAUGUUCUUGUACGUCAGUCACUCUGUUGUUUGAAGGGGACCGAACUGCACGUACAUGUGUAUAUGUAAAUAAUACGAGUCAACCUCUGUUGUAAAAGCUUUGGACUUAAAAAGAAUAGAGAAUAUUGUUUUGUUAAUGCUUUAUUAAACUUUUUUACUUUUGAAGAGAAUUUUUAAAAGAAAGACCUAAGAGGCAAAAAUUUAAUACUUUGAAGAAAAAAAUAAACAAACUAAAGCAAGGAAAAGAUGGCAACUGCCAGAACAGAAAACCUUGGCACAGUCGUCAUGGGAUUGAACAAGCAGAACGGGCAGCUCAGAGGACAGACCAAAUCAGCUUCAGUCCAGCCAGCACCCACAACUCAAGGAAAGUCUAUGGGCGCACUCCAGAAAGCAGGCUGCCCCCCGCAAGAAGGAGGAGGCAUCAAGUUCGGAGACGACUGGAAGAAGAGUCUGAAGCUCCCUCCCAAAGACACCAGGGUCCGAACCUCAGAUGUGACAUCCACCAAGGGGAAUGAAUUUGAAGAUUACUGUCUCAAACGAGAACUCCUGAUGGGCAUCUUUGAGAUGGGUUGGGAGAAACCAUCCCCCAUUCAGGAGGAGAGCAUUCCCAUCGCCCUGUCUGGACGGGAUAUUCUGGCUCGAGCUAAAAAUGGAACAGGGAAAAGUGGAGCCUAUCUCAUCCCAAUGCUGGAGAGGAUAGACCUGAAAAAGGACUACAUACAGGCCAUGGUCAUGGUGCCCACUCGUGAGCUGGCACUGCAGGUGAGUCAGAUCUCCAUCCAGAUCAGCAAACACCUAGGAGGAGUCAAAGUCAUGGCGACCACCGGGGGCACCAACCUGCGAGAUGACAUCUUGCGCUUGGACGAAAUCGUGCAUGUGGUCAUCGCCACCCCUGGCAGGAUCCUGGACUUGAUAAAGAAGGGAGUGGCGAAGGUGGAUAGGGUCCAGAUGAUGGUGAUGGAUGAGGCGGAUAAGCUGCUGUCUCAGGACUUUGUGGUGCUCAUUGAGGAUAUCAUCAGCUUCCUGGCCAAGAACAGGCAGAUCCUGCUCUACUCUGCAACCUUCCCCAUCAGCGUGCAAAAGUUCAUGGCCAAGCACCUUCAGAAACCCUACGAGAUAAACUUGAUGGAGGAGCUGACUCUGAAGGGCAUUACUCAGUUCUACGCCUACGUCACAGAGAGGCAGAAAGUCCACUGCCUCAACACACUGUUUUCCAGGCUUCAGAUCAACCAGUCUAUCAUCUUCUGUAACUCUACUAAGCGAGUGGAGCUGUUGGCCAAGAAGAUCACUCAGCUGGGCUACUCCUGCUUCUACAUCCAUGCCAGGAUGAUGCAGGAAUACAGAAACCGGGUGUUCCAUGACUUCAGGAACGGACUGUGCAGAAACCUUGUCUGCACAGAUCUUUUCACCAGAGGUAUCGACAUCCAGGCUGUCAACGUCGUCAUCAACUUCGACUUUCCUAAGAAUGCUGAGACUUACCUCCAUCGUAUUGGAAGAUCAGGGAGGUUUGGUCACCUGGGCUUGGCCAUUAAUCUCAUCACGUCGGAGGAUCGCGUAAACCUGAAGGCCAUUGAAGAGCAGCUGGUGACCGAUAUCAAGCCCAUUCCCAGCAGCAUCGACAAGAGCCUCUAUGUGGCCGAGUACCACUCAUCCAGCGGCGACUGUGACGUGGAGGAAAUCGAGGAGAAGCCAGGACUCCAAGAGGACAGCAUCUAAAAAAGAAAAAAGGACAUUAGGACACACCGGGGCUUUUGCGUAGACAUCAACGCUUGCAGUCUUCAGGCGACUCUUCAGUUUCACAUUUCCCCUCAUUUUCAGAGCCUGACAAAUGGAUGUAAAGGCUGUUUAUUUUUUAUUUUUGAGCUUUUCCUCAGAGAGCUGCCUCUUAUUUAUUCUUUUUAAUAACUGAGAAAGUUGAAACCUUCACUUUGCACCAACCUCACACUAAACCACACAGCAUGUGUUGGAGCGUAGAUUAUUUUCCCUCCUAAAAUACGUUUGUUGGAGAGCUGUGCAAAUUAUUGUCCCAGCUGUUUUGAACCAGUUGUCCUCAGAGACACGUCUUCAUCACCAGCAGCAACUUUGGUCUGUUUUUAAUGAUACAAUGGUGUGUUUCCACCAGCCAUCGUUCUGUCCACUUACACUGCUGUUGUCACUUAAGUGCCUUACUUACUCCCAUGUGCACUCAUCCAUUCAUAGCCUGCUGUCUUCUGUCAUGCAGCGCAGUGCGAGCACAAAUGAGAUGAACUAAAACAUAAUCUGAUUUUAUUUAAACAUCGCAUUAUGCAAAGGGGAAAAAGAUGACACACACACACACACUGUCCUGCAGAGGUGUGUGUGUCGAAACACGGCUCAAACUCCUCCAACUUUACUGAAUGUGAACGUUGCAAUAAAAAGGGCAGCUUUAUUUAAAUACUGCGUGACUGUUUUUCCCUUUCACUACUAAUAAUACAUGAGCAGAGUAAAUAUAGGAAGACACAAGCCCUCAUACUGAUUCGUGGAUGUUGGCCUGCAACCACACAAACAGCAUGGGAAACAAUUAGCAGCCACAUGCUGUGACAUUAUGGCUGUCGCAGCUUGACAGUCGUUUUUUUUUUUUUGGAGUUUAUCUUGCAUUAAAAAAACACAGUUGGCUGGUGAAUCCUGUCAAAACUAUCGGCCGCUGUAGCUGGUGGAUGAAAAUCUGAUUCAAAACAGCUUUGAUAGCAAAACUUGCCAUUUCUAAGCUCUCCGAUAUUUGAGCAUAAACGAGUCCAAGACAUAAAGAUUCGAAGGGUUUUUGUGAAUUUUGGUGCAAAGCGAUAGUUUGAACUUUCUUUUUCCACACACAUCUUUAACCUUUCUGACUUACAAUGUGGAAAUAUUAAGGUUUAUAAAGCAAAUGUUUCUGCAGAUCCUAAAGUGAAACUUUCUUUUUAAGCCCCAUCAUGACACAAUUUAAGUUGGUGAAUGUAUCAGUUGCCAAUGUAAACUCUGCGGCCCAGCGGUUGAACAUAGUUGUUGUCUGUAUGGCUGCUGCUGCAUUAGAAACUCCUUCAGGUUUAACUUUUUUAUGAAAUAAUAUAAAUGUUGAGAAACGGUUUCAUCUUCUAUUUAGAACCGUGUUGACCUUCAAUCAGAACUGAAAUCAAAAGAAAGGAGUUUUCUCUCUGCAGCAGCAGCGAUAUAUAUAUUUUUUUGUUUUCCUUUUUGUUUUUACAAAAGAAAAUGUGAGAAUUGUUUUUUCUGAGGGGUGGGC